GUACGGUAGAUAAUUGGACUGGGGUCGCUGGUGGUGAUGCCAUUGAUCGGAAAUCUCUCCGACAUAUAUGGGAGAAAAGUGAUGCUCACCUUCCCUAUGACUUUUGGGAUUCUCCCUUUAGUGAUAUUGGCCUGCAGCAGGACAAAGUAUUUUUUCUACACUUAUUAUGUGCUCAAAACUGUCAUUGCCAUGUUUACUGAAGGAAGUGUUCAGUUUCUUGCUCUUGCAUACGUGGCUGAUAAUGUUCCUGAAAGCAGAAGGGUUUCAGUAUUUGGAAUAAUGUCUGGCAUUGCAUCUGCUUCUUUCGUGUUUGGGAAUUUCUCUACUCGUUUCCUCUCCACUUCUGCUGCUUUUCAAGUUGCUGCAUCAAUGGCAGUGAUAUCACUGGUGUACAUGAGAGUGUUCCUUCCUGAGUCAAUGAUGAACAACAGCAUUUGUGCAAAGAACACAGAGACUACUUGUCUUUUGGAGAAAGCACCCACAAAAAAGUGGCAGCUAUUCAAGAAUCUGCCUUCAGUGGAUGAUACCAUUUGCUUGUUAAGGACUAGCUCCACAUUUUCAAAAGCAGCUUCCGUUGCAUUUUUCGUCACUGUUGCAGAUGUUGGCGCUGGCGCUUCUUUAAAUUACUACUUGAAGGCUCAAUUUCACUUCAACAAAGAUGAAUUCGCUGAUCUGAUGAUAAUUGCUGGGAUAGCAGGGUCAAUAUCGCUGCUGAUUCUCAUGCCCGUAUUAACUCCUUUAUUGGGAGAAGAGAAGAUGCUUUCAAUAGGGCUCUUUUUCGGCUGUGCUAAUAUGGUUCUUUAUGGCAUUGCAUGGGCCCCCUGGGUUCCUUAUGCUGCUGCCAUGAUCUCUGUUGUGGCUACUUUUGCAAUGCCAUGUUUAAGGAGCAUUGCUUCCAAACAAAUUGGUCCCAAUGAACAGGGAAAGGCUCAAGGAUGCAUUACAGGCAUCUGUUCCUUUGCUAACAUUGUGUCUCCACUUGCUUUCAGCCCUUUAACAGCUUUGUUUCUGUCAGAUAGUGCACCAUUUCAUUUUCCAGGAUUCAGUAUUAUGUGCUCUGGCUUUGCUGCGAUGGUAGCAUUCAUUCAAAGCACCAUGAUAAGAGCAACUAAUCCUCCUACAAGUUGCAGCAUUGACAAUUCCAACUCUGAGGAGCCUUAGCUUGAAUUACAGUUCAUGACAACCCAUUAUGGCCCCUCGAAAUCAUUUAAUUUUAUAACUAGAGAAGUCAAUCUUGGAGGCUAUGUGGAAGAAAAGACAGACAGGAUUUGAAGUACAAAAAGAUGUAUUAUUGUCUAUAUUUAAUGUUCUAGGUAUACUUUUAUUUGGAGUCAACAUUUCUGUAUAGUAGGAGAGAAACUAGUAUGGAUGUAAAAGACAUGCAGAUGUAGCCUAUGGUUAUGUGAUGUAGAAAAGUAGUAUUUGUAAUUUUGUUAUCGAAUUUUAAGGAGGAAGAAUAUAAUAUCUUCAUUCUUUCGUUAU
Molecule: messenger RNA, 1482 nt
Organism: Olea europaea var. sylvestris
Lineage: Eukaryota; Viridiplantae; Streptophyta; Magnoliopsida; Lamiales; Oleaceae
Product: hippocampus abundant transcript 1 protein
Exons: 13
Coding region: 37-1161 (374 amino acids)
Biological process (GO): transmembrane transport
Molecular function (GO): transmembrane transporter activity
Source: RefSeq, a predicted model, not a curated record